Messenger RNA from Penicillium cinerascens, 1227 nucleotides. Its product is annotated as lipase family protein. The record is from RefSeq and is a predicted model, not a curated record. Gene Ontology annotation, biological process: lipid metabolic process. Bases 1 to 1227 code for a protein of 408 amino acids. Lineage: Eukaryota; Fungi; Ascomycota; Eurotiomycetes; Eurotiales; Aspergillaceae. The transcript is spliced from 2 exons.
AUGGUUCGCUUGGAAGUGCUGCUUUUGUAUUUUCUAUCCUGGCUUGGAGUAGCCUUAGGAAGAAAUGAGACUCGACACAUUUCAAGCGACCUGUUCAACUCACUCGAGGAGUUAUCACGGAUAGUAGACAUCUCCUACUGCGUGAGCACAACUGGCAUCCAGGAGCCAUUCCAGUGUUUGAGCCACUGUGCUGAAUUUCCUAACUUAGAGCUAGUUACUACAUGGAGUACCAGAGUCCUUCUCUCUGACUCAUGCGGCUAUAUCGCAAUCUCCCACUCUCCCGGCCCCAAGCGCAUCAUCGCUGCCUUCCGCGGGACUUACUCAAUUACAAACACGAUUAUAGAUCUCUCCGCAGUUCCACAAUCCUAUGUGCCAUACCUUGGAGAUGGAACCCCGGGGGAUGGGGAACAGACAACCAAACUGAACUCUUCCGCGCCACGAUGUGAAAACUGUACCGUCCAUGCCGGGUUCUUGAAAUCAUGGAUCAACACUCGUCCCACUGUGCUAUCCCACCUAGCAGAAGCGCGAGAGAAGUAUCCCGACUAUGAGGUCACUCUGGUAGGGCAUUCCCUUGGAGGCGCUGUGGCAGCGCUAGCGGGCCUAGAAAUGCGCCUUAAGGGCUGGAAUCCAGAAGUCACCACGUUUGGUGAGCCGAUGGUCGGCAAUGCGGCGUUCGUGGGUUUCCUUGACGAGCAGUUCCAACUGGGGAACUACAGCAAGCCCACAGGCAAUACAGAAGGCCAACGAUUCCGCCGUGUCACUCACGUCGAUGACCCCGUGCCUCUUCUCCCACUCCGAGAAUGGGGGUACGCACCCCAUGCCGGGGAAAUAUACAUUUCCAAUCCGGAUCUUCCUCCAUCCGUUGAAGAUGUCCAUUUAUGCAUUGGCAACGAGGACCCUCAAUGCAUUGCAGGGUCUGAGAUACCUUCUGCGCUAAGCAACAUGCUCAAGGAUGUUGAUAUACCCCUUGAUGUCUUCAACUCAGAUCCAGAUCUCUGCUCUAUGUACGAGGGCGUCCCUGAUACGCAACCUGGCCAGCAGGCCGUGCUAGGAAAGCAGAAGCCUGCAGACUGCGCAUCUCGUGACGAGACAAGGUCAUUAUACCCUCGCCGCUGGAACUGGUCCGUGAUUCCGGCAAGAUAUCGACUUUGGGAGCUCUUUUAUGCCCACCGUGACUACUUCUGGCGCAUUGGAUUGUGUGUACCUGGUGGAGAUCCAACUGGAUAG